AUGUCAGUACAACGCUUCUAUCUCCUCGGAGAACCGACUUCUAGCGCCAAAGACAUCGAGGUGGGCGCUAUUCGCACCCUGGUCGACCUCAAAGACUUGCUGGCAGCCCACUUCGCUGUCGUAGAGCCCAAUGGCAUUGGAUUCCAACUCGAGGAUACCAUCCUAAACGGACUCUCCGAAGUUACCGGCGCCAAUGGUCCCGUUGCCAUUACGAUUGACGGCAAUCCCGUUCGCGAACCGUCCGGGCCCAAGGGAUUGCCCAUGGUGGGCAACUUCCUCCAAAUUUACCCAGACCACUUGGGGAACCACCAGCGCCUGUUUGAACAGUACGGUCCGAUUAUCAAGACUACCAGUCUUGGUCGGGUAAUCUACCAGACCAACGACCCGACCCUGUCUGCCAUCGUGCUGGCCGAGUCGGACUUCUUCUCCAAAGUGAUCAACGACUCCCACCCGCUGGCUGCUCUCAAGACGCGCGAUGCGGGCAUCUUCCUGGGGGACACCGAUACCCCCGAGUGGCGCAUCACGCACAAGUUCCUGCCCCCGGCCCUGGGGCCCAAGGCCGUGCGACACUAUGCUCCGACCAUGCAGCAAACAGUGGAGGACUCCUUCAAGGUGUUCGAUGCCUUCGACGAGCAGGGCGAGGCAUGGAACGUCUACCAGUACAUGUUAAAGCUGGGGUCGCAGGCUGUUGGCAAGCUCACUCUGGGUUUCGACUUCAACCACUUCACCUCCCCCGACGCCCCGCUACAUGAGAUGGUCGACGGCAUCGCCGAACUGCUGUCGCUGAACAAGAAGGUCACCUCCCGCGGUGACUGGUACGCCAAGCUGCCCUUCGGGGACCCCCAGCACCUGCGCAAGCUGCGAGCUCGCCUGGAUGAGAUGGUCGCCGAGCAGAUCCGGCAAGCGGAGCGCGGAGGUGUGGUUGAUCUGCCCCUGCAGGAUGCCGCUCUCCGCGCAUCCAACAUGGUUGACUACGCCGUCCGUGCGGUUGACAACAAGGGUGAGAAGCUGCCGCAGUCUAGCUUAAUCCCGGCGCUGUUCGUGGCCACGGCGGCCGGUUUCACGACGACGAGCUCACUGCUGUCGUGGCUGAUCUACGCGAUGGUCACCUACCCGGGAGUGCAGGACCGCCUGCUGCAGGAGCUGAUCGACAAUGACAUCGACGAGAACACCCCGAUCACGGCGGACUUGACGGACAAACUAGAUUACGUGGACAAAUUCAUCAAAGAGACGCAACGACGACACAACCCGUCGUACCAGCCGGGACGCACCGCCCAGCUAGACCUCAUCCUGCCUGGGGGGUACAAGAUCCCCAAGGACAGUGUCGUGGUGGCCGCGCUUCACCACAUCCACAUGAACGCCGACCACUGGGACAACCCGCAACAGUUCAACCCCGACCGGUGGGACACGGAGCAGGUCAAGAACCGACACAAGGCGUCCUACAUCCCAUUCGCCACGGGGCAGCGCAUGUGCAUCGGCUUCAACUUCGCCCUGCAGGAGAUUAAGGUGUUCCUGCCCAAGUUGGUGUACCGGUACAAGUUCAUCCGCGAGGGUCAGGAGCCUAUUGAGUACGAUCCCAUGUUCCAGCUGAUCCGUCCCAACAAUCUGUACGUUCGGGCCGAGCGACGCGUCAAGUGGCCGCCCAAGACGGAGUCGACGGCUGCGGCGUGA
Messenger RNA from Aspergillus campestris IBT 28561, 1671 nucleotides. Its product is annotated as cytochrome P450. The transcript is spliced from 3 exons. The record is from RefSeq and is a predicted model, not a curated record. The coding region runs from base 1 to 1671 and encodes 556 amino acids. Gene Ontology annotation, molecular function: monooxygenase activity; oxidoreductase activity, acting on paired donors, with incorporation or reduction of molecular oxygen; heme binding. Lineage: Eukaryota; Fungi; Ascomycota; Eurotiomycetes; Eurotiales; Aspergillaceae.